Hyposmocoma kahamanoa is the source of this 545-nucleotide messenger RNA. It is a transcript of the gene Crz, whose product is annotated as pro-corazonin-like. Gene Ontology annotation, molecular function: corazonin receptor binding. Bases 1 to 309 code for a protein of 102 amino acids. Gene Ontology annotation, biological process: positive regulation of heart contraction. NCBI's taxonomy places the organism in Eukaryota, Metazoa, Arthropoda, Insecta, Lepidoptera, Cosmopterigidae. The record is from RefSeq and is a predicted model, not a curated record. The transcript has 2 exons.
AUGGUGACCAACAUAACGAUAUUACUCAUAUUUGUCACUCUGACAUCCGUUACAUGUCAGACGUUCCAGUAUUCCCGUGGCUGGACCAAUGGCAAGAGAGAUUCACAUAAACGAAGCGGAGAGGAGGGAGAUAUCUCUGGUAAUCUAGAGAGGAUCUUAAGUCCUUGUCAGUUGACGAAACUCAAGUAUUUGUUGGAAGGACAGCGGCUUAAGAGUUUAUUCGCCCCUUGCGAUUAUAUGGAAGAUGAAGACCAACCGAAGCGGUAUAAAAACGACCGCAACUCAGACAUGAUGGACGCUUUCCAGUAACCGAUCUGCAGCCGUUUUAUUUGAUGACCUCCGUUUUAACGUACUAGAUGUUAGCGCGCUAAGGGACUGUGAUGCCCCGAUUCUAUUUUCGAAUUAUUUAUUUUGAAGUAGACCAGGUGCUUUCGUUUUAAAAAAGAUUAAAAUCUAUAGCAAUAGUUUGCUGUUAAAACAUAAGGAAAUUCUUUGUAAUAAUUUAUUUAGAUAGGUUGUAACUUUAAUAAAAAUGAUAAGUACUU